Osmia bicornis bicornis is the source of this 3495-nucleotide messenger RNA. It is a transcript of the gene Vav, whose product is annotated as protein vav. NCBI's taxonomy places the organism in Eukaryota, Metazoa, Arthropoda, Insecta, Hymenoptera, Megachilidae. The record is from RefSeq and is a predicted model, not a curated record. Gene Ontology annotation, cellular component: cytoplasm. Bases 554 to 2938 code for a protein of 794 amino acids. Gene Ontology annotation, biological process: cell migration; regulation of GTPase activity. The transcript has 9 exons. Gene Ontology annotation, molecular function: guanyl-nucleotide exchange factor activity; protein binding.
CACAAAACCUUAUUAGUUAAUUCUUAUUAGAAUCUAUCAUUAAUAUUUGCCACUUGCACAAACAUUUAUCCCCAUCUGUGAUUAAAUGCCUGAAUUAAAUAUUACAACGAGAUUUAUGAUAUGAUCGACUGCGGCGAAGCAGCAAUAUGGCGACUGUAAGCCAAUGUAGGCUGAACGUCAUAAUAUUACAAUGAGAAAACAAGGCAUAUCGUGCAAAGUAAUAGCCGCGUAUUAAACUCGUAGUUCAAUAAGAUGUUUUUUUACCAAUGACACUGCCAACAAACCAUUUCAAGCGGCGUUACGUAUUUCGUUGAGAUAUUUUUAAGAACCUACACGGAACACAAUAAUGAGUUCUUUGGUAGAACUUGUUACAGAAUAUUCUUAACACUAACAGAAGAACGAAGAAAGAACUUAUAAAUUAUUUGACGAAUGAAAAUCUCAAGCAUAACAAAAUGCAUCUAUGAAAACUUAAUGGCCUAAUGCAUUAUAUAUUAAAGGAAUUCCUAUCGUAAACAUUAAAAUUUUUUACAUUUAAGCAAAUAAACAAACCAAAAUGAACAGAAUAGAUAGCAAUUCAGACAACGAAAGUUGGCACGAAUGUGCCAAAUGGUUGACAAGAUGCGGAGCUUUAAGAGCUGAUCACAAAGCAAAUUGGCCAAAAGCAACUGCAGUUGAUUUAGCUUAUACACUAAGAGAUGGUGUAUUACUAUGCAAUCUUCUAAAUACAGUUGACACCGGUUGUAUAGAUAUGAAAGAUGUGAAUCAAAAACCACAAAUGGCACAAUUUUUGUGUUUAAGAAACAUAAAAGUAUUUUUAUCCGCGUGCUCAACCACUUUUGGAUUAUCUGAUUCUGACCUUUUUGAACCUUCUAUGUUGUUUGAUCUAUCAAAUUUUCAUCGUGUAUUAUGUACUUUAUCAGCUUUAUCAAAUUGUUCCCGUUUAAGACGCAAGGGUAUCCUUGGUUUUUCUGUAGGUCAUGGUAGGUCACAAGAAGAUAUUUAUAAGGGUUUACAAAGUGCUGGUGCAGGUCGUGAGGAUGAAGGUCGUCGCAGAAGAUUUAAAAGGCGGGAGGGAGAUGAAGCAGGUGGAGGAGGAGACCAUGAAGAUCCAGUUGAAGAGGAAGAUGGAUAUGGGGCAUAUUGCAGCCAUGCUCAAAGCGAAGAAAUCUACCAGGACCUUUGUAGUCUACACUUGCCACCUGCUCCAUCUGUUGUGCAGGACGGCGCAAUUUGUGGAGGUGAAAAAAGGGACUAUGUGAUUCAAGAACUUGUUGAAACGGAACGCAAUUAUUCAGACGUUCUUAACAGUUUGCUUAAACAUUUCGUUAGACCUCUUUCUAUGUUAUUACGACCAGAAGAUACAGCACGCAUAUUUUUUGGUAUAAAGGAACUUGCGGAAAUUCAUGCAGGUUUUCAUAGCCAACUUCGAAAAGCGAGAACCGGUGCCGCUUUAGCACAGGUUUUCCUCGAUUGGCGACAAAAGUUUCUUAUUUAUGGCGAUUAUUGCGCGAAUCUUACGCUUGCUCAAAAUACAUUACAGGAAGCCUGUGCACGUAAUGAAUCAGUUAAUCAGGAAGUUAUUAGGUGUCAACAAGAAGCAAAUAAUGGUAAAUUCAAAUUACGGGACAUAUUAUCGGUCCCGAUGCAAAGAGUAUUGAAAUACCAUUUAUUAUUAGAUAAAUUAGUAGAAGAAACUCCUUGCGAUUGGGUAGAAGAUAGGUGUCAGCUUGGAAAAGCUAGAGAAGUAAUGGUUGAUAUAGCUCAAUAUAUUAAUGAAGUAAAACGUGACUCUGACACAUUAGACAUUAUAAAAGAUGUUCAAGCGUCGAUAAUUGAUUGGGACGUUCAAGAAGAUGCACAAUUAAAAGAUUUUGGCCGAUUACUUUUAGAUGGAGAGCUUAAGGUAAAAGCUCACGGUGACCAACGAGUAAAAGUCCGAUAUGUAUUUGCUUUCGAACAAGUAAUAUUAAUCUGUAAAGCAGGUAGAGGAGAGCAAUACUGUUACCGUGAAACAUUACGUUUAGAUGAUUAUCGAUUGGAAGAUCAUACAUGUAGACGAACGCUUGGUAAAGAUUCUCGAUGGUCAUAUCAAUGGUUGCUCGUGCACAAACAAGAAUAUACAGCGUACACAUUGUUCGCCAAAACAGAAGAACAGAAACAAACUUGGAUUAAGGCAUUACAAAACACAAUGGAUAAUGUCAAUCCGGCUGCGUGCCGCAAUACAAACCAUAAGUUUAAACUUACGACAUUUGAUUCUCCGCGUACUUGUCAUCAGUGUGACAAGUUUCUGAAAGGCCGCAUAUUUCAGGGAUACCGAUGUGACGUUUGUCGAAUAGCUGUGCACAAACAAUGUAUUGCACAUUCAGGUAGGUGUAUGCCGGCACCACCUCCACCUCCACCUCCUCCGCCUCUACCAUGCGAGCGUGCUCUUUCGGUAAAAUUAUGGUUUGUCGGAGAAAUGGGACGAGAUACAGCCUCAAAUAAACUAGAACCUCGCGAAGAUGGUACAUACAUGUUACGAGUACGGCCUGCAGGACAACCACGUUUAAAACAUGAAACUAAUUACGCACUUAGUAUCAAGGCAGAUGGAGCGGUGAAACAUAUAAGGAUAUUUAAACGCGACGUCGAUGGUGCUGAUUUAUAUUAUCUCAGCGAAUCUCGUUUCUUCAAAAGUGUAGUCGAACUUGUCGAGUAUUACGAACGAGCGUCGUUGUCGGAAAAUUUUGAGAAAUUAGAUCAGCGCUUAUUAUGGCCGUAUAGACGUGUGUUAGCUAAAGCAUUAUUUGAUUUUCGCGGAGGUGAACGGAAUGAAUUAAGUCUACGACGAGGUUGUAGGGUUGUGGUAUUGAGUAAGGAAGGUGAUGCCAAAGGAUGGUGGAAAGGAAAGAUAGGAGAUCAAGUAGGAUUUUUUCCAAAAGAAUAUGUUGAGGAAGAAUAAUCAUAAAUUAUGUUAUCUAGGUACUUCCUCGAUACGCGAUUGCACACCCAUUAAGAACGUUCUAUGUGUACGUAUCAUCGUGCAGACAUAGAGAUUUAUUAAAACACUCCUCUAUAGAGACCGGAAAAGAAAUCAACUUACAUACAUUAAUAUCAUAAAAAACACAGUUUAUUUUACUGUUCUCUUUGCUUGAGGUUGUGUUAUAUUACAAUUAUAAAAAUAGGAAAUACAUAUUCGCGAACGUGAACUGAGCGUAUAAAAACGAAUACAUUUAGGUACUUGUAUAGAGUAUAGAAUCACAAUUAUUUUUCGGUACGACAUGAGAUAACUAAUAAAGUUAGAAAAACGUCAUAAAGAUUAAAGUUGUCUAUUUUUGUAUGUUAGGAUUAUGUAGAGAAAACAUAUUGCCAAAUGUUUAUACUUUUAGACAACUUCUCUCUUUAUGACUAUAUUUUAAAGUCAAUUGCCAAGCCUCAAUUGUAUAUACUGUAAUUCUGUAAUGUUGAAGAUAAAAAAAUUUUAGCUACUUCUUAAAUAUAAGCGUAUACGUACAUAAA